AUAACGAUUCGCGUUGGAUGAGGUUCAGUGCGAGUGAUCGGUCCCAAUGUAAUUCUCCUGGCUGUGUUAUUUAUUAGUUUCUACAACUAAUUAACGACAUUUGCAAUUAUUCGUUCAGUUUGUGUAUUUACAUCUAAGUGCGGUAGGUGCUAACUGCAGUCGAGGCAUCCACGCCCCCUCCCCAUAAAAAAUAAGCGACGAAACGCUGUUCAUCCCACGCUUUUCCAAGUCUCAACUGCCCUCCAUUCCAUCUGCUUUCAACCUCCCUCCCUCCCUCGUUGCUUUUCUCUGUUGUGUUUCAAUGCCUUCACAACCCGUCACCACACAGAGAAUGGACCCCACGAUUCUCAUCUUUUUACUGUACGUGAUGAUAGCCCAUGAACUGGUUUGCGGCUGGAUGCAAUAUCGAAGACAAGCAGCCAAGCCCCGGAAACGUCCCUGCCCAGUGUGGAGCUCGAGCAUUCGGGUGUGCCAUGGGACAUUUCGAGUCAGCAGCCAGCCGGUGAGAUCAGAACGGGUCAGAGACUGGAGGAAGAGUGGCAGGAUUGUCAGAAAGGCCUGAGAGACGCAGGGAUGGAGGGAAAGAUAGAGAUGCAUGAAAAAGGACCUCUCCACUUACCUGAGGACUGAAGGCAAAAUCCCCCAAACAAACAGGGACUGAAAAUGCCCCAGCAGAACAUCACCAGGGAAGAUACCCAGCAUCUGGUGAUGUCUAUUGGGAACAUUCAUUGAGUGCAAAGGAUUUGCUACCAAGCACUAAAUACAAUGACUUUACGAGUGAUUAUGUUAAUUUGUCCAAUUGCUUUUGUCCCCUAAAAAGGCAGACUAUGUAUAAAAAGGGCUGUAAUUCCUACAUGCAUCAGGUACUUGCGAAAUUCGUACAGAAUGUACUGUAUCCGGUCAGAUCAAAAGUUUAUCAGUGUGCUUCUAAGGAAUGUCAGUGCAUAUUUCAAGAUCUACCUGACAUAUAAGAUUUAUGUCCUUCCUACUUAUAGAAAAACAAACCUAGUGUUUUAAUUCCGUGCAAUUAGUAAAACUGCAUGGUGCGCUGCAAUGCAUUAUUGAUAUGAUGAGGUAACAUUUUCGGAACUGGGAAGUUUCAGUAUUUGAUGUAACUCGUUGUAUACAUGUGACUCUCUUCUUUUUUUUCUUCAAACGAUUGUAUUUUUGGAAUUGUGUAUUUUGGUGGUUUGUUUUGUACUUAUGCUGUCUCAUGAUUUCAGUACACGAUACAAUACUGUAUGACUUUAAUUAACCAACACAGAGCUCCACCGUGAGAGAUCCAAAAAUAACCCUCUUCAUUUCUGUGUUGGUGGAAGUCUGUACCGAUAAAUUCUUUCAUUGCUGCUUUAAGUUUGGGAAAAUUAAUUCUUGUUCUAACAACCUCUAGUCUUAAAUAUUUUUUCUUAUGGGUUUUUAAAAACCCUUUUAAUUUGCAGGGACUGCAUGUAAGAGUGUUCUUGUGCGCGCAAGGGUGUAUGAUGUUCCUUUUUCAAGAAACUGCGGUCUGGUCAGGUGACUAAAUGGCACUUACUGUAUACAGACCUGCCCGUACACUGGAUCACACAUUUAUAAAUCUCAGUGAGAGAAAGAGUUGUUCGUUGCAGUGGCAGAAAUCCUUUUUGAGCUGAGACGAGUCACCAGACCUGUUUUGACAUCCUUCAAGCCCGACCUGGUCCUAAAGAUGAAUUUCACGCCGUCCCUGUCCACCCUUACCAUCAACCGCAGCCUCUCAGAGUUCUGUGAACCAGAGUCCCAGCACAUCUCUAUCGCUGUGAGCCUCGGCCUGGUCUUCCUGGGCGGGGCCGUGCUCAACAGCUUCAGCCUGUGGGUCUUCUGGUUCCGCAUGAAGCACUGGAGCGCCGGCACCAUCCUGCAGUUCCACCUGGGCCUGAGUGACGCCAUCGUCACCCCUGUCACGCCUCUGAUGGCCACACACUUUGCCAUGGGCAGCUGCUGGCCCUUUGGGCAGUUCCUGUGCCAGCUGAAGAUCGCUCUGCUCGGCGUGCACUUCUACGGCAGCGUCAUGUUCCUCACCCUCAUCAGCAUCCAUCGCUACAUGGCCGUGGUCCGCCACAAAAGCGGCUAUGCCACGAAACGCACGGCUUUCGUUCACAAGGUGUGCGGAGCCGUCUGGCUCCUCCUGCUGGCGCAGGGGGCGUCCUGCUUCGUCCUUCUGGGCACCAGCCAGGUGGGCAACUGCACCCAGUGCCUCAGCAUUCACCAGGGUGAGUACAUCGAAGCGUACUUUGUCAUCAACUUCAUCCUGCUCUUCCCCGCUUUCCUGGUGCCCUUCUCCAUAGCAGCGGCCUGCUACUGUCGCCUGGCUUGCUCUGUGUCGCGCAUCAAUACCAACUCUGCUAAGGGCCAAGCCAUUAAGGCCAGGUCACUCAAGAUGGUGGCCAUCUGCCUUCUGAUAUUUGGCUUGUGCUUUGCCCCGCUCAAUGCAACCCGGACUAUGGGUGUGGUGAUCAAGAAGUUCUACCCUGAGCAAUGCAGCCUACUGCUGAAGGUAGAGACGUCCUACUACGUUGCCUGGAUCCUGGCCUGCGCCAACUGCUGCUUUGACCCAUUGCUCUACUGCUUCGGAUCUCCAGACUUCAACAGAGCCAUGCGCUGCUCCCUCAAGAGGUUUGGACUUGGAUUUCAAAAGGCCCACCCAAAAAAUGAGGAGGACAGUCAGGACCUCCCCACCAGGCCUGCCCAGACCACCACUUUUCUGGAUAAGGAAACAGCAUCCAACUACAGCAUUUGAAUGCACUCAUUAUGUGGUCAAUGUGGCUACUGGGUCGCUUUGUCUUGUUAAGGCUCUGUUCCUAUGUGUAUGUGCCCCAUGUUCUGCAAUCGAAUCAGGACUCAGACAGUUCCAACUGCCGCUCAACACACAGGAUGGUACAUAACUGGUCUUGGAGUGGAAGGGUUUCGGUUGGCAGGAUUUUCUGCAUCUUGCUAAGCAUCCUGUCGCUCAUGUGCCUACCGUCAGGUUUUGCCACCCGUGUCUGAAGUGUUCUCCUUCAGCAUAGUGGCUGUGUAUUUAAUAAUAAUAAAACAGAAUGUGAGUCUUUUAUUAACUAAAUCAACAACAUUUUUUGUUUAUUGUUGUUCAUUUCUAUAGUUUUUCAGUCAUCUUCUCCAAGGGGCAAUGUAGAAUGAUUCAAAUAAACUCUGCACAUUCACUGAUAGAGAAGUUAUACUGGUAUCAUAAGCUUACUUAUAGAGUGGAGUAAAGAAACACUGAACACCGAAUAUCUACGUCCUUUAGUGAAUACAGUUAACCAAAUGCACUGCAUUUUACCACUUAUUGUAAGUGUCAAGACUAAAUAUUCAUUCAUACACAGAAGCACAAUUGACUUCAUUUGUGUUUGAAAGAACGUAGUGACAGUCCAAAGGCUUCAGAUUGCUACAUAUGGGUCCUUGUCUUUUGGAUGAUUUGGAGCAUGUUGGUUUGCUUGCUAUUUUUAACAUAGUGCUCAAGUUGAUUCCACAACCGUGUUGUGAGCACUGUUAUAGGGGUUGCUUAGUGAUACAAUUUUUAAGGGAUUCAGUUUGAAACUAGGUUAUUGUAAGUUUGAUUCUCCCAUUGGAAAACAAUGCACUUCCCAUGAAUUGCUUUAUUAAAAAUGUGGCAGAA
Messenger RNA from Anguilla rostrata (American eel), 3631 nucleotides. RefSeq names its product P2Y purinoceptor 2. The coding region runs from base 1685 to 2755 and encodes 356 amino acids. Gene Ontology annotation, cellular component: plasma membrane. NCBI's taxonomy places the organism in Eukaryota, Metazoa, Chordata, Actinopteri, Anguilliformes, Anguillidae. Gene Ontology annotation, biological process: G protein-coupled receptor signaling pathway. Gene Ontology annotation, molecular function: G protein-coupled receptor activity. The transcript has 4 exons. The record is from RefSeq and is a predicted model, not a curated record.